Chenopodium quinoa (quinoa) is the source of this 1890-nucleotide messenger RNA. Its product is annotated as adenosylhomocysteinase. Gene Ontology annotation, biological process: L-methionine cycle. Gene Ontology annotation, cellular component: cytosol. Bases 103 to 1569 code for a protein of 488 amino acids. Gene Ontology annotation, molecular function: adenosylhomocysteinase activity. The record is from RefSeq and is a predicted model, not a curated record. The transcript is spliced from 3 exons. NCBI's taxonomy places the organism in Eukaryota, Viridiplantae, Streptophyta, Magnoliopsida, Caryophyllales, Amaranthaceae.
UUAACUCCUCGCUACACCCCUCUUUCUCUCUUCUCAUCACUCCUUCCAUUUUCUCUCUCCUCUUCUUCUUCUCUCUCUUCCUGUUCUUCGAGCUCAGCAACAAUGGCGGCGACUCCAUUGUCAGUCGAGAAGACCACCUCUGGAAGAGAGUACAAGGUUAAAGACAUGUCUCAGGCUGAUUUCGGUAGACUCGAAAUCGAGCUUGCUGAAGUCGAAAUGCCUGGACUUAUGUCUUGCCGUACUGAAUUUGGUCCUUCUCAACCUUUUAAAGGUGCUAAGAUUACUGGAUCUCUUCAUAUGACUAUUCAAACUGCUGUUCUUAUUGAGACUCUUACUGCUCUUGGUGCUGAAGUUCGUUGGUGUUCUUGCAACAUCUUCUCUACCCAGGACCAUGCUGCUGCUGCUAUUGCUAGGGACAGUGCUGCAGUAUUCGCCUGGAAGGGUGAGACCCUCCAGGAGUACUGGUGGUGCACAGAGAGGGCUCUUGACUGGGGUGCCGCUGGCGGUCCUGACCUUAUCGUUGAUGACGGUGGUGACGCUACCUUGUUGAUCCACGAGGGAGUUAAGGCCGAGGAGGAGUUUGAGAAGACCGGAAAGGUGCCCGACCCAAGCUCUACUGACAAUGUCGAGUUCCAACUCGUGUUGGGCUUGAUCGUCGAGAGCUUGAAGGUUGACCCUAAGAGGUACCACAAGAUGAAGCAAAGAUUGGUUGGUGUCUCUGAGGAGACCACCACCGGAGUUAAGAGGCUUUACCAGAUGCAGCUUAACGGUACCUUGUUGUUCCCCGCCAUCAAUGUUAACGACUCUGUCACCAAGAGCAAGUUUGACAACUUGUAUGGAUGCCGUCACUCCCUUCCCGAUGGUUUGAUGAGAGCCACCGAUGUUAUGAUUGCCGGAAAGGUUGGUGUUGUAUGUGGAUACGGAGAUGUCGGAAAGGGUUGUGCUCUAGCCUUGAAGGCAGCUGGUGCCCGUGUGAUCGUGACUGAGAUUGAUCCCAUCUGUGCUCUCCAAGCUCUUAUGGAAGGUUUCCAGGUCUUGACCUUGGACGAUGUUGUCUCUGAAGCUGAUAUCUUUGUCACCACCACCGGUAACAAGGACAUCAUCAUGGUUGAUGACAUGAGGAAGAUGAAGAACAACGCCAUUGUUUGCAACAUUGGUCACUUUGACAACGAAAUUGACAUGUCUGGACUUGAGAACUACCCAGGAGUCAAGAGGAUCACCAUCAAGCCCCAAACUGACCGUUUUGUCUUCCCCGAGACCAAGACUGGCAUCAUUGUCUUGGCUGAGGGUCGUCUCAUGAACUUGGGUUGUGCCACCGGUCACCCCAGUUUUGUCAUGUCCUGCUCAUUCACCAACCAAGUUAUUGCUCAGCUUGAGUUGUGGAACGAGAAGGACUCUGGCAAAUACAAGAAGGAGGUCUACGUUUUGCCCAAGCACCUUGAUGAGAAGGUUGCUGCCCUUCAUCUUGGCAAGCUCGGUGCUAAGCUCACCAAGCUUUCUAAGGACCAGGCUGACUACAUCAGCGUGCCCGUCGAGGGACCAUACAAGCCAGCUCACUACAGGUAUUAGAGUGGGGAACGGAGAUUGGCGUAUUGGGUCUUCGAAGAGGAAAGGGGUGGUGUGCCUUAUAUCUUAAUUUUCGCUUAGGAUGUUAGUUUUUUUUGCUUGUCUUUGCUGUUUGGGAAAGUUUGGAAGGGCUUAGAGGACAAGUAUCAAAGUGUGUUUUGAAUUGAGGUCCUAAUAUGGGGGUUUUGAAUAAGGCAAAACUUUUAGGCUUAUGUUUUGUAAUUGCUCUCAGACUUUGCUGUUGUCUUGUAUUCGGCUAGUCUGUUUAAAAUUUUUCUAUCAAAAUGAAGAGGAAUGAGUGUUUUAUCAUUUCUGUUUCGAAAA